Frankliniella occidentalis (western flower thrips) is the source of this 2179-nucleotide messenger RNA. RefSeq names its product cholesterol 7-desaturase nvd-like. The transcript is spliced from 8 exons. Gene Ontology annotation, molecular function: 2 iron, 2 sulfur cluster binding; chlorophyllide a oxygenase activity. Gene Ontology annotation, cellular component: chloroplast. NCBI's taxonomy places the organism in Eukaryota, Metazoa, Arthropoda, Insecta, Thysanoptera, Thripidae. The record is from RefSeq and is a predicted model, not a curated record. Bases 557 to 1762 code for a protein of 401 amino acids. Gene Ontology annotation, biological process: cholesterol metabolic process; chlorophyll biosynthetic process.
CUCGUCCCACACUCGCUGCGCUGUCGCUCUGCACGUGCUGCGCACCUAACGAACUGUUGCUAAGGAAGUUCACCGAAGUUCUCCUGGAGGGAUGCAGAUUUUACCAUUCUGCGAUGCUCCAACGGCUUUGGUGCCCUCGUCUCGCACAAUCUGCUCUCGUAUCCAGCUUGCACUCGCUCUGCACUUGUAGCGCGCUUCUGUCAUUUGGGAAGGGAAUUCUUUUUCUGGCAUAGACUAUUUUGUAGUGUCUUUCCUCACUAGUCAUCAAUAAAAUUUCAUUCUCUUUAUUUCAUUUCUGCAUUACCUAAUCGGGUUACCUAAACGUCUUACCUCUUUUCCUUUCCGUCACUGGUUUGGGCUGUACUAUACGCUAAGGCCUAUCGUAUACUCUUUUUUUCUUUCUUCUGUCGAGAGUCACAGAGGGAGAGGGGGGAGACAUCUUUUAAGUGUUGCUCUGCACCUGCUGGCGGAACAUACCCACCUUAUUCAGCCUAACACGCAGCUUGCUACUCUGUUGCUGACUGAUAGAUACCGUCACGUUAGUUUUGUUGAGACUAUGGAUCCUUUAACUGCAGUCGUACCAGGAUUUUUUGGGGCAUCGACCAUCGCAGUCGUUGUCCUGAUUUGCGUUGUUUACUACUAUCUCGUUUUGCCAAUGGAUUUCACCAGGGACAUAGACGGCGUGGGCUAUGAUUUCCCUAACCGCCACUUGGACGGCAAGACACGCGCUGCCAUGGUGCGAGACGCGAUACGGAAGCGGAAGACAGGUCGGCUGCUACCAGUGUACCCCAACGGCUGGUUUGGGAUUAUUGAAUCCUGUCGCCUGGGUCCUGGAGAGGUCAGGCUUGUCAAUGCCCUCGGCCAAAACCUGGCCGUCUUCCGUUCCGAGAGCGGCGAGGCCCACGUUCUGGACGCAUACUGUCCGCACAUGGGGGCCAACAUGGCUGUGGGAGGCCGCGUCAAGGGGGACUGCCUCGAGUGCCCUUUUCACGAGUGGCAAUUUAGUGGGCACAACGGCAAGUGUGUGGCGAUACCCUAUGCGCAGAAAGUUCCAGACUUUGCGAAGGUCCGCCGCUGGGACAGCCGGGAGGUAAACGGCUCUGUGUUUGUUUGGCACCACGCGGAGGGCGACCCGCCCAGCUGGGUCGUGGAACCCAUUGCCGUUAUUGAGGACAAGUCGUGGACGUACGUUGGGCGCAACGAGUUCAACGUCACCAGCCAUAUCCAAGAUAUUCCUGAGAAUGCGGCUGACCCUCCACACUUGGAGGCCAUCCACGCUCCAGGCAUGUUCGUGGCUAGCUUGUCGCGCCACGUAUGGAAGGCCGAGUGGUUCCCGGACCAAACUCAGACCCACAUCGCCCAUUUGGGGCUCAACCACGAGAUAGCACUGUCUAGUAAAGUGAGCCUCUUUAAGAUACUUGUGCGUGGCGAUCAGAUUGGCCCGGCUUACGUUGUCCUAAACGUUCAGACAAGCAUCGGUCCAAUUGUCAUUGUGCAAACGGUUUUGCCUCUCGAGCCGCUACUGCAGCGGGUGAUCCAUCGCAUGUACUGCCCGUGGUGGAUCGUGCCGUACGCCCGGUUCAUUAUGCUCGGAGAAAGCAUCAUGUUUGCGCGAGACAUCGCUGUUUGGAACCAUAAGCAGUACAUGGACAAGCCGGUGCUAGUCAAGGAAGAUCGCUAUAUUGUUCGCUUUAGGCGGUGGUAUUCCCAGUUCUUCAGCGAUAAUAGCCCGAGGUUUCAGCAAGAUACGCUUGAUUGGUAGUACGCUUAAAUCCUAUGCGUUAAUGGCAGUAGAAUGGCGGAAGAACACUACUGGAAAACAACCACACUCUUUCGCAGAACAAUUUUUAAAGCAAAUCAAUAAGCACUUGUGAUACAAAGCUCGGCUCGGCCUGCUCGGCGCGGCCGUGCGGCAGCGCAAUAUAUAAGCCUAUUCGUUCUCUUUAAUAUUUCCUAGCCGAGAGUAAAAGCUGCUGAUACCUUCCACUGUUCAUGUAUAUUUGUUUAGUGUUUGUAUGGUUCUAGGAUAAUUGUAUACUUGAGUGACUCUUCGCUCUUCGGCCCCGAGUCACUCAAGUAUACCAUUUGAAACGGAUUUUUGAGUAGAAUCAGGAACACUCUUUAAUUGGCGCUCGAGUCUGGUUUUCCUCAAAAUUAAAUAAAAAUUCGUCGCCGCUCA